CGCAAACGGCAUCACUGUCUAUAACAAACAACUGUGUGUGUUUUGGAUGUUGCGAACACAUUAAGGAUAUAGACGUUUAACUAGGAUUUGCAAAGACUAAAAGGCUUGAAAUAAAAUGGAGCCACCAUCGACUGGUGGUGUGCAUCAGUCCGCCGCUGGCAACAAUUCCACACACAAAUUUCAUCCAUGCGAUGAGGCCGUGAUAGCCACCAAUGACGAUGCUAGCGAUUGCAAGCGAUGUGCCGUCCGCCUUGGCUAUUGGAAGGACGACUAUAUUGGAUACUUUGUAAGGAAUCAGGAGCGCAAAGCGCCGGAGAUAAACCGUGGAUACUUUGCCCGCGUCAAGGGCGUGGAGAUGUGUGUGGAGAAGUUCCUGAAGAAAACUUCCGGAAAUUGUCAAAUCAUCAAUCUAGGAUGUGGCUUUGAUACUCUUUACUUUCGCCUAAGGGAUACCGCCCAUCAAGUGAAGAACUUCAUCGAAUUGGAUUUCCCCACAGUCACGGCGCGCAAAUGCUACACAAUCAAACGUAACAAGGCUCUGUUGGCCAAAAUCCAUGAUGAGGAUGGCGAGGUUCGUCUCAGUCCAACAGAUUUGCAUGGUCCCAACUACCAUUUGAUGGGAGUGGAUUUGCGUAAUCUUGAUGAGGUUGACAAUAAACUGCAACAGGCCGAGGUGGACUAUACGCUGCCCACCAUCUUUCUGGCCGAGUGUGUCCUAGUCUACAUAGAGGCCCAGAAUUGUCGCAACUUAUUGAAAUGGAUAGCCCAAAAGUUCCAAGCGGCUGUCUUUGUCAACUAUGAGCAGGUUAAUAUGAAUGAUCGCUUUGGCGAGGUAAUGCUCAAUAAUCUACGCUCACGCGGCUGCAGUCUUGCUGGAGUCGAAUCCUGCCUGUCGCUGGAAACACAGAAUCAGCGUUUCAAGGACUGCGGCUGGAGUGGGGCUCGAGCCUGGGACAUGGUGCAGGUUUAUGAGAGCAUCUCAACUGCUGAACGCCAGCGUAUUGAGCGUCUCGAAAUGCUGGAUGAGGGUGAAUUGCUGCUUCAAUUGUUCCAGCACUAUUGCCUUGUGGUUGCAUGGCUGGGUCUAGCCUUUCAGGAUUUAGAUAUCACGUGCGUCCCAGUUGUGGAGGAGCUGAUGUCCUCUUUAAAUAUUGAUUAAAAGUCAUUCUCAUGUGAAAGAGAUGAGUUUACCCAAAAUGAAAUAAGGAUGAAGAGUUGAUGCCAAAACCUUUGUUGCUUCUAAUCGUGUUAAAUUCGAAAUUGAAAUGUAUUUAAUCUAAUUAACACUUCUAAAUACACAAAGACACACACACACACACAUA
Molecule: messenger RNA, 1322 nt
Organism: Drosophila willistoni
Lineage: Eukaryota; Metazoa; Arthropoda; Insecta; Diptera; Drosophilidae
Product: leucine carboxyl methyltransferase 1
Exons: 4
Coding region: 116-1159 (347 amino acids)
Biological process (GO): C-terminal protein methylation
Cellular component (GO): cytosol
Molecular function (GO): protein C-terminal leucine carboxyl O-methyltransferase activity
Source: RefSeq, a predicted model, not a curated record